AAAAGAAAAAAAAACGCCAGCUGUCAAGUGUCAAACGGGGAGUGUUUUUGCUUUCCCCAAAAAAUUGUGCUUUCCGCGUCGAAAAACGGUCCGUUCCGAUCGUCCUUUGCCGUCCCCGUGGCACGGAUGUCCUUCCGGUUGGAGUGCGCCGCGUGACGAACAUAUUGGCGGAUGCGUUUGCGUGCGUGAGUGAGUGGCAGGUCUUUUUUUUACGAGCUGAUUGAACGACGACACGAACGACGGAGCCAGAGAAGAAGCAGCAAGAAGAGGAGGGGGGACGAAGACGACGACGAACACCUACGGCAGCAGCAGCUAAUCAUCGCGGGUCGCGGGUUCCGGAGGAGCAGGUUUUUGCGCUGUUUGCGGAGAGGAUAACGGAACGUAGCGAAUGCCUCAGCCGGAGCGGGACAGCGAGGGCAACAACAAAACGAUGACGAUGAAUGACGAUGGCAGCGAUUCGUCCGGGAGUGGUGGCGGAGGCGGCGGCGGGGCCGGAACUGGAAUGACGAUGGCCAAUAAUAAUUCACUGCUGGGUAUGACGACGGCAGCGGGGGGAGGAGGAGGAGGAGCGACCAACACGACGACAACAUCCGCGGCAAACGGGUUGAACGGAGGAGGAAACGGCGGUGGCCCUGCGGGACUCGGACCAAACAAUAACAACAACAACGGACGGCCAGUCAGUAACAUCAGCAACACGAGCAGCGGCGGUUCCCAGUCGCGGUUUAUCGUGCCCAAGUCGAGUGAAAUUGAAACGCUGGAACAGCUGAAGGAUGCUGCGCCGGGACCGGAACGGGAGGAACUUUUCGUCCAGAAGCUGCGCCAGUGCUGCGUGCUGUUUGACUUUUCCGAGCCGCUCAACGACCUCAAGUACAAGGAAAUCAAACGGUGCGCCCUGCAGGAGAUGGUCGAGUACGUGAGCAGCCAGCAGCAGAUCAUCACCGAGCAGAUCUACCCGGAGGCGGUGCAGAUGUUUGCCGUGAAUCUGUUCCGGACGCUGCCGCCGUCGUCCAACCCGAACGGGGCCGAGUUCGACCCGGAGGAGGACGAACCGACGCUGGAAGCUAGCUGGCCACAUUUGCAGUUCGUGUACGAGCUGUUUUUAAGGUUUCUUGAAUCGCCCGACUUCCAGCCGAGUGUGGCCAAGCGGUACAUCGACCAGGGCUUCAUCCUGAACCUGCUGGAGCUGUUCGACUCGGAGGACCCACGCGAGCGGGACUUUUUGAAGACGGUGCUGCACCGGGUGUACGGUAAGUUCCUCGGGCUGCGUGCCUUCAUCCGGAAGCAGAUCAACAACAUUUUCUACAAGUUUAUCUACGAGACGGAGCACCACAACGGAAUUGCCGAGCUGCUGGAGAUUCUGGGCAGUAUUAUCAACGGUUUCGCUCUCCCUUUGAAGGAGGAGCACAAGCAGUUUUUGCUGAAGGUGCUGCUGCCGCUGCACAAGGUCAAGAGUCUGUCCGUGUACCAUCCGCAGCUGGCGUACUGCGUGGUGCAGUUCCUCGAGAAGGACCCGGCGUUGACGCAACCGGUCAUCAAGUGUCUGCUCAAGUUCUGGCCCAAAACGCACAGCCCCAAGGAGGUGAUGUUUCUGAACGAACUCGAGGAGAUCCUGGACGUGAUCGAGCCGGCCGAAUUCCAGAAGGUGAUGGAACCGCUGUUCCGACAGAUUGCCAAGUGCGUCUCGAGUCCGCACUUCCAGGUGGCCGAGCGGGCGCUGUACUACUGGAACAACGAGUACAUCAUGUCGUUGAUAUCGGAAAACUCCAAGGUCAUUCUGCCGAUCAUGUUCCCGGCGCUCAACACCAACUCCAAACAGCACUGGAACAAAACGAUCCACGGGCUAAUCUACAACGCGAUCAAGCUGUUCAUGGAGAUGAACCAGAAGCUGUUUGACGAGUGUCACAAAAAGUACAAGGCCGAGCAGCAGAACGAGCGGGAAAAGCUGAACCGACGGGAGGAACUGUGGCAGCAGGUCGAGAGCCUGGCCCGGCAACAUCCGACCUACGAGAAGCUCGUUGACGGAACGACCGGUGAGCUGGUUCUCGCCGGAACCGGACGGAAGACAUAAUCUGUGUCGUCGUUUUGUUUUUCUUUUUUUUUUCUGGUAAAACUUUACACUUUUCAGUUCUAUUUAGCAAGUACCUUUUUUAAGCCGAAGCAGGAAAGCACCGUAAGCAAGAGAUGUUUUAACGCACUUGAGAGAGACAGACAGACAGACAGAGAGAGAUAUCAUGCAGAAUCAAAUAAAACAAAAAAGAAAAAGGACAAAAACAAAACAAAUCUACUAACGUAGCCGGGGAAAAAGCAUUAUAAUAUAAAGAGGAGACACAAAAAAACCCAUUGUUAAACACUUUACUCUCUCAUUUUAGGAGAAACAAACUAUUUGCAAAAAAAAAAAAAAAACAAUAGGUGAAAAGUGACAAAUGCUUUACAUACAAAUGCUGAAAGAGGAGAAUCCUACAAGUAGAAGCACAACAGAACCGGGGGUCGUGUGUGUGGGUGGGAAGGAAACAUUUAUAGUUUUACACCUGCUGCAUGAAAUGCCUUCCCUUAUUUUUUCCCGCAAGCACCCACACGAGCACUAAACAUUACUUUCGUGUUUAUUUUCCCUUUUUUAUAUAAUAUUACACGUAAGAAAGAGAGGAAGUUUUUUUUUCUAUUUUACUCGACGAGACUCUGUUGUAGGAUGUGUGUAGACUCAUUAUGUUUAGUGAUGAUUAUCGAUAAAGAAGAUACGUGACACAAGUGAAAAAAAAAAAACAAAAAGAAAGAUUAUAUUAUUAUAUACUAUCUCUGCCUGAGAGGUAGGUAACACACACACACACAAACACUCUAAAUUCCUAUCUAUACACUUUUUAGGACAAACAACAAACACUACCUGUACUAACCCUCUUUACUUAAAAUUACACACUAACACUCAAAACAAAACACUUUCGCUGAAGAAUCAGCGCAAAAAUUUGAAUUUCACACAACGCAAAAUGUGGAACAAUAAUGCACUAAAAGUGAGAGCAAUGGUAAAUCAUCUAGAAUGGUCUAAAGAGAUAGAAGAAGAAAAAAAUGAACAGCUACACAAAUACAAAACAAAAACAAACAAAAAAAAAUCAAGUCACUGUUACUUUCGUCUUGCAAAAAGAGAAUAAAUACUACACAAAAAAAAAGAUUAUAUUAAUUGCUAUUAUCAUUAUUGUUUAGUGAACAAGUGUGAAAGUGGACGAGAGACUAAACAGCAAAGAGAGAGAUGGAAAUAUCAAGUCUAGGAGAGUCUCUGGCGUGCGGCACAAUCGCCGCCGCGGACCCCGAGAAGUUUGUGCAUCAAAGGGAAAGGGGAGCCGAACGAAAAAAAAAAAUCAAA
Molecule: messenger RNA, 3352 nt
Organism: Culex pipiens pallens (northern house mosquito)
Lineage: Eukaryota; Metazoa; Arthropoda; Insecta; Diptera; Culicidae
Product: serine/threonine-protein phosphatase 2A 56 kDa regulatory subunit gamma isoform-like
Exons: 2
Coding region: 389-2068 (559 amino acids)
Biological process (GO): protein dephosphorylation; signal transduction
Cellular component (GO): nucleus; protein phosphatase type 2A complex; cytosol
Molecular function (GO): protein phosphatase activator activity
Source: RefSeq, a predicted model, not a curated record